ACUGGAUGCAGAACCAGAUGGUUAGCGUCUCCGCGACGAUCGACCGUCGUGCGUGCACUCCGCCUCGGGAGAAGGCUACAUCUGAUCGCAAGGAAUGAUGGACAGCAUGCGAACGGAAUGGAACAUGCUUUGUGUACACAGCCGGGUCUAGGGAGCGGGCACUCCCAGGCUAGACAUGCUGUACAUACUAGGUUCGACCACAACCAGAGCGAUCGCACAACGAUCGCGGGAGAGACACAAGCGAGACAUGGUAUUGGACUCGCCUUGUGUGAAGGAAGCUUUGCAGAACGAAAACGAACAUUGCGUCCGACGCUAUAACGCUGGAUGCUGCGCGCAUGCGAUCGCGGGGAAGCCUGAGGCUGGCGAUAGCUACAGGGACGGAUCGCAGGCCCGGGUGCGUGCUACCGCAGCUACACCAUGCUUGUCCCUGACGCAGGGCGUUGUUGCACGGGCAAGCAGGCCUGCGCAGACACAAAGAUCCCGCGAAGCUCCAUCACGACCAAGCAGAACUUUGCGGACAGCUGUCAACGCGUCAAGCAGAUGCAUGGGACGUUCCAGAACAAGCCACCAGGCGCGGGUCGGCCUCCGAGUCGAGGCUCUUCGCUGCGUCCGGUCGGACAUUGGGGGUGUGGUACCUGCACGCGGGCGCGGACGCGGACUGCGAGCAGAAUUCGGCGACGAAAAGCCUCCGCGAAGGUUGCCCCUGGGUGGGGUGGGGCAGUCGACGAUCUGGUUGGCCAACGGUGCAGGGAGUGGGGCCGCGUGCGAUGGAGCGAUCCUGAGCCAGGAACGGGAGCACGGCACGGGCCCGCGGGGAGUCUGUCCGCUCUGGGAUUGACUGGACGCUCGGGCACUGCAUUGAGCUUAGUGGUCGGUGCGAUAGGUGGCCGUCGCGUCCGCGAACGGCGUGCGUUGUGGAGUGUUGUUCAGGUUGUUGACGGCCUGUCAAUAUCAAGGAACGAGAUAACGACACCGACUGCGUCCUUGGUCAUGCGUAUCACGAGUGGGACGCCGCAAAUCCUUG
Messenger RNA from Fomitopsis serialis, 1024 nucleotides. RefSeq lists its product as uncharacterized. The transcript has a single exon. Bases 176 to 838 code for a protein of 220 amino acids. Lineage: Eukaryota; Fungi; Basidiomycota; Agaricomycetes; Polyporales; Fomitopsidaceae. The record is from RefSeq and is a predicted model, not a curated record.